Messenger RNA from Podarcis raffonei (Aeolian wall lizard), 2028 nucleotides. RefSeq names its product LIM zinc finger domain containing 1 (gene LIMS1). Gene Ontology annotation, cellular component: cell-cell junction; focal adhesion; cytoplasm. Bases 16 to 1104 code for a protein of 362 amino acids. Gene Ontology annotation, biological process: cell-cell adhesion; positive regulation of integrin-mediated signaling pathway; cell-cell junction organization. The record is from RefSeq and is a predicted model, not a curated record. Lineage: Eukaryota; Metazoa; Chordata; Lepidosauria; Squamata; Lacertidae. The transcript has 10 exons.
GUGGGUAGAGCAAAAAUGACUGCGUUACAGCUGAAAGAAUUAUCACAUUCAGGUCUGUACAGGAGGCGACGGGACCGUCCAGAUAGCCUGGGUCUUCAAGGGUUACCUGAGCAGAAGCUGAGCAACAUGGCCAACGCUCUGGCCAACGCCAUGUGUGAGCGCUGCCGGGGAGGUUUUGCACCUGCGGAGAAGAUUGUGAACAGCAAUGGCGAGCUGUAUCACGAACAGUGUUUCGUGUGUGCCCAGUGCUUCCAGCAGUUCCCCGAAGGGCUUUUUUAUGAGUUUGAAGGAAGGAAAUAUUGCGAACAUGACUUUCAGAUGCUUUUUGCUCCUUGCUGUCAUCAGUGUGGGGAGUUCAUUAUUGGUCGUGUUAUUAAAGCUAUGAACAACAGCUGGCACCCGGAAUGUUUCUGCUGUGAUAUCUGCCAACAGGUAUUGGCAGACAUUGGGUUUGUGAAGAAUGCUGGCAGACACCUUUGCCGUCCUUGCCACAAUCGGGAGAAAGCCAGGGGCAUGGGCAAAUACAUUUGCCAAAAGUGCCAUGCUAUCAUCGAAGAACAACCCCUCAUCUUCAAGAAUGACCCUUACCACCCCGAUCACUUCAACUGUGCCAAUUGCGGAAAGGAACUUACUGCUGAUGCCCGAGAACUGAAGGGGGAGCUGUACUGCUUGCCUUGCCAUGACAAAAUGGGUGUCCCCAUCUGUGGAGCAUGCAGGAGGCCAAUUGAAGGACGAGUGGUGAAUGCUAUGGGCAAACAGUGGCAUGUGGAGCAUUUUGUUUGUGCGAAGUGUGAGAAGCCAUUCCUAGGCCACCGUCACUAUGAGAGGAAGGGGCUGGCUUACUGUGAGACCCAUUACAACCAGCUCUUUGGUGAUGUUUGCUUCCACUGUAAUCGUGUGAUUGAAGGAGAUGUUGUGUCGGCAUUGAACAAGGCAUGGUGCGUGAACUGCUUCGCGUGCUCUACUUGCAACACUAAGUUAACACUCAAAAACAAGUUUGUGGAAUUUGAUAUGAAGCCUGUCUGCAAGAAGUGCUAUGAGAAGUUCCCACUGGAGCUCAAGAAGCGACUGAAGAAAUUGGCUGAGACGUUGGGAAGAAAGUGAGGUCCUCCUCUCCAGAUCUCAUCUUGCUGUGCAAAGUUUAGGAAGUGCUAUUACAGACUUAUUUUUGUUGAGUCUAUGAAACCCAAGUGCAAAAAAAGGAGAGUAUUCCUCUGCAUGACUAGCUUCAUAUUAAAAUGUUUGCCUCGCUACCUUGACAGUAUACCUCUAAAAACUCUUUACAUGUUAUGUAACCUCAUAUCCAACCAUUUAAAUUCUGAAUUUUACACGUAUAUAAAUUUGUAGAUAUAUACAUUGUAUAUUUGCUUAGUAAGGGGCAACUGGAAAAGGUCCCAGUCGGUGCUGAAUAGCCUAAUUUAACAUAUCUAGCAGAUCCCCUCAACAAAUAGACCAAACCUCAUUUUACACUAAACUCCGGCGUAGUUUGUUUUGCCAUGCAAGCAAAGCACAUGGUUCAAGCAAAUACCCUGAAGCUGCAAUUCUAUACAGACUUAACCCAGGAGUAUGUACCAUUGAAUUAUGUGGGACUUCUGAGUAGACAUAUGUAGGAUUGCACAGCUAAACCCCAACCAGAGUGCUUGGCUGGAUCGUGGUAGUAGAAUUGAAUUGCUCCCGACACACAGACAUUCUUGGACUUGAGCUGAAUGUCUUCUACUAGUGUUCUUGUGGCAUAAGUGAGGGAUUAGAGGAUUCUAGCUGAUGAAGUACCUUUUCCUUUGCUGUGAGCCCUCAUAUACAUUAAAAAUUAUGAGUCUAAUGCACACACUUCAUGUUUUUGAGGCAAGGAGUUAUAGUUGCUUGAAGUCUGUUUGCGAACUAAUGAGAAAUGACAUUCACAUUUGCUGAUGCCCUGAGGAAAGCUUUAAAAAACAAAACGAACUAGCAUUCUCAGCCUUAGAAGUCCAUAUUCUGCCAGGAAGCCUUGUUGAUCAUGCCUGCUAACUUACCAGAAAGAACUCUAAAUAU